AUGGCGGCUCACCUUAGCUCGGGCCGCGUCCCGCUGACGGCGCUGAGGGAAGCCGGGCGGAGGGAGCUGCGCGCCUUCCUCGACAAAUGCGCCGGAUCCAAGGCUAUUGUAUGGGAUGAGUAUCUUACUGGGCCCUUUGGAUUGAUUGCACAAUAUUCUCUUCUGAAGGAACAUGAGGUGGAGAAAAUGUUCACUCUCAAAGGAGGUCACCUUCCACCAGGUGAUGUCAAGAACAUUAUUUUCUUUGUCAGGCCCAAGUUAGAGCUCAUGGACAUAAUUGCAGACAAUGUCCUCAGCGAAGAUAAAAUCCGCUGUCCGCAGCGGGAUUUCCACAUCUUGUUCGUGCCGCGUCGCAGUUUGUUAUGCGAGCAGCGCCUCAAAGAACUGGGCGUGCUGCACUGCUUCGUUCACCGAGAGGAAUACAGCCUGGACCUCAUCCCCUUUGAUGGAGAUCUUCUGUCCAUGGAGUCAGAAAACGCCUUUAAGGAAUGUUACUUAGAAAAUGACCAGACCAGCCUCUACCAUGCAGCAAAGGGACUCAUGACGCUCCAGGCUCUCUAUGGAACCAUCCCGCUCAUCUUUGGAAAAGGGGAAUGUUCACGGCAUGUGGCAAACAUGAUGAUCCGGAUGAAGCGGGAGUUUUCGGGGAUCCAGAACCCCAUUCUCCCUGUCUUCGAUACCCUUCUGCUGCUGGAUCGCAAUGUGGAUUUGAUCUCUCCUCUGGCUACUCAGCUGACCUACGAGGGCCUGAUUGAUGAAAUAUAUGGGAUUCAGAACACCUACGUAAAACUUCCCCCCGAAAAAUUUGCCCCCAAGAAGCAGGGGGAGGCCGCGAAGGAGCUCCCCACUGAGGCCAAGAAGCUGCAGCUGAACUCCGCGGAGGAGCUGUACGCAGAGAUCCGGGAUAAGAACUUCAAUGCCGUGGGCAGCGUCUUGAGCAAGAAAGCCAAAAUCAUCUCUGCUGCUUUUGAGGAAAGGCACCACGCCAAAACCGUGGGGGAAAUCAAGCAGUUCGUCUCACAGCUGCCGCACAUGCAGGCUGCCAGAAGCUCUUUGGCCAACCACACCUCCAUCGCAGAGCUCGUGAAAGAUAUCACCACCUCUGAAGACUUCUUCGAUAAUUUAACGGUGGAGCAAGAAUUUAUGUCCGGCAUAGAUACCGAUAAGAUCAACAGUUACGUAGAAGAUUGUAUUGCCCGAAAGUAUCCCUUGAUUAAGAUCCUAAGGCUCGUUUGCCUGCAAUCGGUGUGCAACAGCGGCUUAAAACAGAAGGUGCUGGAUCAUUACAAGAAAGAAAUUCUCCAGACUUACGGCUACGAACACAUCCUGACCUUGAAUAACCUAGAAAAGGCUGGACUUUUGAAGCCUCAGCUGGGCAGUCGAAACAACUACCCAACCAUCCGGAAAACUUUGCGUUUGUGGAUGGACGACGUCAACGAACAGAACCCGAACGAUAUCUCUUACGUCUACAGCGGUUAUGCACCCCUAAGCGUUCGCCUGGCACAGUUGCUCGCCCGGCCAGGUUGGCGAAGCAUUGAAGAAGUCCUAAAAAUACUUCCUGGUCCACAUUUUGAGGAGAGGCAGCAGCUGCCAACUGGACUUCAAAAAAAGCGCCAGCAUGGAGAAAACCGCGUCACUCUCGUCUUCUUCCUGGGAGGCGUGACGUACGCCGAAAUCGCAGCUCUCCGCUUCCUCUCGCAGAUGGAGGACGGGGGCACCGAAUAUGUCAUCGCCACCACCAAGCUGAUCAACGGGACAAGCUGGAUUAAGUCUCUGAUGGAGAAGCUGGAGCCUCCUCCUUUUUAGGAGAAGCCGGGGUAGACCGAGCAGGACUCGAUCGAGAUGGGAUCGCGGUGCGUAAUGUACGUCUGGAACAGGGUUCUCCAUCCUUGGCCACUUUAAUCCUGGAGGGACUUCAACUCCCAGAAUUCCCCAGCCAGUUUUGCUGGGCGUUGAAGUCCUCCAGGCUUAAAGUGGCCAAGGUAGGAGGCCCCUGGUCUGGACUACAUCAGAAGAAACAGAUGCCUCCGGAAGAGAGAAGGGGAUUGUGGACUUACCAAAUUGAAAAGGAAGAUGGUUUCUCAGCUGCUUUCUAACAAAUAUGGGCCCAGAAAGAAAGCUCAGCUUGGCAAUCUGCACUUUGGUCCUCUCCCUUGCGUCAUUCACAAGUGUCAUUCCCGGAUUUUUUUUGUGUUACAGUUUCGAAACCCUUCUUCCUUGGUGUAUAUCUCACCAUCUUUCAGGACAUUUGUCCUAAUAUUUCGUCCUCCUCCUUCCCAUUCUGUAGUUAGCUUGGUUUUCUUACUUCAGUCCAAUGAUGUUCUUAAUUUUUCUCCCCAGGCAGUUAAUCAUGUUGGUAGAUUGUACUCUAGCCAUUUUCCUUCUUCGGCUGCCAUUCUAAAGCUUGGAAUUUUGUAAAUCUAUAACAGAUAUAACCACUAACGUUAUACAGCUCUAUCCCAAUCCUCUUGUUUUCAAGGAAUUCGAUUUGUUUCUCGCAGUUUUCUACAGCAAUCCUGCUUUGCUGCCAAUUUUGAAAAAUCCUGCUCUCUUAAUUAAUAACUCCUUGAAUGCUUACAAGCCCUCAGUAUUGAACAAACUCAUUUGCACUGAUCAUUAUUGAGAAUAGUGGGAGAAGAAUAUGAGAGGCGACUGUUUAAUCGAACCUCACUCAAUUGCAAACAAACAAGCAUGUUUAAAAAGUGCUGGAAUAUUAUGUUUGAAAUCCAAGAAGAUAAAUAUUAUAAAGACUCAAACGCAGGCAUUAUCCAGCCUAUACGUGUGUGUGGGGUUGCUUUUUUUUGAACGUGUUCAGUUUCUACAUUAGUGCCAGCAGAAUCUCUCCGUAUCAUUGUGAAAACAAUACGAUUCUCUCCCGUUAAAUGCCAUUAUUGCGAUAGCUGCAUUACUCCCCGUUCUCCAGAGUGCCACAGCCCCAUGAAUAGAAAACCUGAGAAUCAGGAAAGUUAAGCUUGUUUCUGGACAGUGUUGACUGAGUCCCAAGGGAGAUAAUUAUAUGCUAACGGCUUCCUGGGUAGUUUGAUUGUGAUCUACUUUUGAUCAAGGUCUGGCUGAUCACAAGGCUAAUAAUUGGAUAAUAAGAGCUCCUGAUUAAAUUUAGAGUCCAUUUGUUGAGCCAUGAUGUCUAAGCCAAAGAAAGGGGGGCGAUAAUGGAGACCUAACUGGCCAGGAAGAGCCAGUUAAGCAGGAGGAAGGGGGAAAUAAAACUUUAAAUAGAGCAGUGAGGUAUUUUUCAGGUUAGAGACAGGCGUAAUGCAAAGAUUUCUACUACAAAAAAACCCCAUAAAAAAUUGGUUAUAAGCAGAAGCAAAGUUUUCUCUAAAGUGCCUGUGUGCCUUAUGCCAUUUUCCUGCCUUCCCCUCAUGUUACUUUCAGCACCUCUGAAUUUUGCCCUUUUUCUUCAUUUUAAGCCUGAGGGAACCAACAUACAUGUAAUAAAUUUACGAAGGAUGUUCAAAUAGCCAAGAGAGAAGAUAGCCCCCAAAUCAGAGACAUCUGCAAAAUGUCACCAAAGGACUUGGCCACAUGGUUCCCACUGACAGGAGCAGCAGAGUUGAAUUUCGGUCUUGCUGGGAUUGGAGCCCAGUGAUUGUUGCUACACACAUACACAAAUACUCACAGACACACAAACAGUGGCUGAGCAAAACAUGGACCUGAGCACCAAAUGAUGUAAGAUUUAAAGCGGAUGUUGAAUUUGAAAACAUGCCGUUUUUAGCUCUGUCUAUAUAUAUUUAACUGUCAUCAUAAUUUGCUUUGGGUUGAACAACCACAUAUCUUUUAAUAAGCAUAGUGUAUGUGUUUGGGUAAGAUUGCAGCUCAGUAUGUAAAUCUCCCUUUCGUAGUAAAAGUUAUCAUUGCAACAGUGGGGAGAAAGUUACUCUCACAUUCUCAACAACGGAUCCUUAGAUUUAUCCUACCCAGUGGCUAGAGAUUGAAAACCUACCCUGUACUAUUUUGGAAAAGUAGAAAGCUCCAAUAGUAUCUUUAAAGGAUAACAAACUUAUUAUACUCUGUGUUUUUGCACACAAGUGUAUUUAUUUCAUCGCGGCGAGUAUUGGAGCAUCCUUAAAAAAAAAAACCACUUUCCUCAUUACUUCCAUUCUAUUUUCAUUUUUAAAAAGCCUCAGGAUAUAUAUAUAUUUUUCCGUGCAGCGAAGAACAAAGAAGAUCUGUGUAUCCCAUUGCAGAAUUACUCUCUGACCACACCUAUUAGUACUUCGCUCGUCUGGUGUAUAAAUAGAGAGCAGCCUUGUGCUGCCUCUUCAGAUGGUCCAGCCACCUCCAGAAGCCGCUCGCUCAAAAACACCCACAAAAAAAGAUCCUCCAACCUCAUCCUCCAAAAAAGCUGUUCCCAUGCAGUUUUCCCCACCACCUUUGAAAUCCAGGAUGGUGCAAGAAUCCUUUACUCUCCACUUCCUGAAGGUGCUGAAGGAACUCCUGGCCUUCGUGCUUUUCAGUUACACCGUCUUGUUUGGAGCGCUGUUGUUGGCUGGAUGGACGACUUACUUCCUGGUGCUAAAGUGACCCUCGUGUUGUGGUUCUGCCUGGAGCCCGGAGACCUCAGCUGGA
Molecule: messenger RNA, 4590 nt
Organism: Notechis scutatus (mainland tiger snake)
Lineage: Eukaryota; Metazoa; Chordata; Lepidosauria; Squamata; Elapidae
Gene: VPS33A
Product: VPS33A core subunit of CORVET and HOPS complexes
Biological process (GO): vesicle-mediated transport
Source: RefSeq, a predicted model, not a curated record